CUUAUUUGUGAAAAAAAAAAAGAAAGAAGAGGUUUCUAAUAUCAUUCCUAUUACAUUAAUUGAUACUUGAAGGGGAUUUUAGAUGGAAUGAAAGAACAAAAAAUGGAUUCAAUUUGGGAAGGUUAAAUUUCUGAAUCACUUUUUCAAUAGUAUGUUCCAAGUUCCUUUAGAUAAUGAAGAUCUGGUUUUAGGUUAUGCUUCAGGAAGGAUCCAACAUAGUUUUUUUAUACCUAUACUGCUCAGAAAUAGUGUUAAGUAUUUAGAAUUCGACCAGAGCACUUCUAAUUUAUAGACUCCGUAACAAACAAAGAUUUGAAUGAUUAGUCAGUUUUUUUUUUUCAACUUAAAAAGUCCUUUCACUUUCAUCACUUUCAAGGGAUACAAUUCGCGAUUUCAAAGUUUAAAGAAACUUAUUUUCUUCAAAAAAAGUAUGUAUAUUCAAAAUUUAAGGGACGGCAAAUAUGAAAAUAAGAGCUUCUGUUCGUAAAAUUUGUGAAAAAUGUCGACUGAUACGUAGACGGGGGCGAAUUAUAGUAAUUUGCUUUAACCCGAGACAUAAACAAAGACAAGGAUAAUCUUGCUAAGCGGAAACGCUCUAAAGGAUCUGAUGUACAAAUAAAAAAAUGUAUAAAUAAAAAAAAGGAUCUAUUUUGACAUGAAAUGGAUAUAUCCAUAGACCCCUGACUUAUAUUUAUGAGAUAAUAAAAUAUGGCAAAACCUUUACCAAGAAUUGGUUCACGCAGGAAUGGACGUAUUGGUUCACGUAAGAGUGCGCAUAAAAUACCAAAAGGAGUUAUUCAUGUUCAAGCAAGUUUCAACAAUACUAUUGUGACCGUUACAGAUGUACGGGGUCGAGUGAUUUCUUGGUCCUCCGCCGGCACUUGUGGAUUCAGGGGCACAAGAAGAGGAACGCCAUUUGCAGCUCAAACCGCAGCAGGAAAUGCUAUUCGAACAGUAGUGGAUCAAGGUAUGCAACGGGCAGAAGUCAUGAUAAAAGGUCCUGGUCUCGGGCGAGAUGCAGCAUUAAGAGCUAUUCGCAGAAGUGGUAUAUUAUUAAGCUUCGUCCGGGAUGUAACCCCUAUGCCACAUAAUGGCUGCAGGCCCCCUAAAAAAAGGCGUGUGUAAAUAUAAAUAUUGAAGAGAUUUCAAGAGACAAGAGAAAUAAAUAAUUCAAUGAUUUCAAUAUUAUUAUGAUUCGAGAGAAAGUAACAAUAUCUACUCGGACACUGCAGUGGAAAUGUGUUGAAUCAAGAACUGACAAUAAGCGUCUUUUUUAUGGACGCUUUAUUCUGUCACCACUUAUGAAAGGCCAAGCCGACACAAUAGGCAUUGCGACGCGAAGAGCUUUGCUUGGAGAAAUCGAAGGAACAUGUAUCACACGUGCAAAAUCUGAGAAAAUACCACACGAAUUUUCGACUAUAGCAGG
Molecule: messenger RNA, 1426 nt
Organism: Ricinus communis (castor bean)
Lineage: Eukaryota; Viridiplantae; Streptophyta; Magnoliopsida; Malpighiales; Euphorbiaceae
Product: 30S ribosomal protein S11, chloroplastic
Exons: 1
Coding region: 709-1125 (138 amino acids)
Biological process (GO): translation; ribosomal small subunit assembly; maturation of SSU-rRNA from tricistronic rRNA transcript (SSU-rRNA, 5.8S rRNA, LSU-rRNA)
Cellular component (GO): ribosome; mitochondrial small ribosomal subunit
Molecular function (GO): small ribosomal subunit rRNA binding; mRNA 5'-UTR binding; structural constituent of ribosome
Source: RefSeq, a predicted model, not a curated record